AUAAAUGGUCCCACCCCUGGGCAAGGUGGCUCACUCUGGCAGGUAGGAACGGGGGAGUGUGCACCUGCUACCAGUCAAGCUCAGCCCGACUGUGAGAAGAGGCAAGGCGGAGCAAGCUGAGGCACUGAAUGAACCAUGGACAAAUUGAAGUGCCCCAGCUUCUUCAAGUGCAGGGUGAAGGAGAAGGUGACGGCUUCAUCUGAGAAUUUCCAUGUUGGUGAAAAUGAUGAGAAUCAGGACCGUGGGAACUGGUCCAAAAAAUCGGAUUAUCUUCUAUCUAUGGUUGGAUAUGCAGUGGGACUGGGAAAUGUGUGGAGAUUCCCAUACCUAACCUACAACAAUGGUGGAGGUGCCUUCUUGAUACCUUAUGCAAUUAUGCUGGCAUUGGCUGGUUUACCUUUGUUCUUCCUAGAGUGUUCAUUGGGACAAUUUGCUAGUUUAGGUCCAGUUUCAGUUUGGAGGAUUUUGCCAUUGUUUCAAGGUGUGGGAAUUACAAUGGUCCUGAUAUCUAUUUUUGUGACGAUCUAUUACAAUGUCAUAAUUGGUUAUAGUCUUUACUACAUGUUUGCUUCUUUUCAAAGUGAACUACCAUGGAAAAAUUGUUCUUCUUGGUCAGACAGUAACUGUAGCAGAACACCUAUAGUAACUCACUGCAAUGUGAGUAUACAUGGUACAGAGAUGCAAGUGAAUAUGAGCUGGGUACACGCCAACAAUUUUACCUGCAUCAAUGGCAGUGAAGUUUAUCAGCCAGGGCAGCUUCCCAGUGAACAAUACUGGAAUAAAGUGGCACUUCAACGGUCCAGUGGAAUGGAUGAAACUGGAGAAAUUGUGUGGUAUUUAGCACUUUGCCUUCUUCUGGCUUGGAUCAUAGUUGGAGCAGCAUUAUUUAAAGGAAUCAAGUCUUCUGGCAAGGUGGUAUAUUUUACAGCUCUUUUUCCCUAUGUGGUCUUACUCAUUCUGUUAAUACGAGGUGCAACUCUAGAGGGUGCAUCAAAAGGCAUUUCAUACUAUAUUGGAGCACAAUCAAAUUUUACAAAACUCAGUGAAGCAGAGGUUUGGAAAGAUGCUGCCACCCAGAUAUUUUACUCCCUUUCAGUGGCUUGGGGUGGCUUAGUUGCUCUGUCAUCUUACAAUAAGUUCAAUAACAACUGCUUUUCUGAUGCCAUUGUAGUUUGUUUGACAAACUGCCUCACUAGUGUGUUUGCUGGAUUUGCUAUUUUUUCUAUAUUGGGACACAUGGCUCAUAUAUCUGGACAGGAAGUCUCUCAAGUUGUAAAAUCAGGUUUUGAUCUAGCUUUCAUUGCCUAUCCAGAAGCUCUAGCCCAACUCCCAGGUGGUCCAUUUUGGUCCAUAUUAUUUUUCUUCAUGCUUUUAACUUUGGGUCUGGAUUCUCAGUUUGCUUCCAUUGAAACAAUUACAACAACAAUUCAAGAUUUAUUUCCCAAAGUAAUGAAGAAAAUGAGGAUUCCUAUAACUUUGGGUUGCUGCUUGGUUUUAUUUCUCCUUGGUCUCGUCUGUGUGACUCAGGCUGGAAUUUAUUGGGUUAAUCUGAUUGAUCACUUCUGUGCCGGAUGGGGCAUUUUGAUUGCAGCUAUAUUGGAAAUAAUAGGAAUCAUCUGGAUUUAUGGAGGAAACAGAUUCAUUGAAGAUAUAGAAAUGAUGAUUGGAGCAAAGAGGUGGAUAUUCUGGCUAUGGUGGAAAGCGUGCUGGUUUGUAAUUACACCUGUCUUGUUGAUUGCAAUUUUAAUAUGGUCACUGGUGAAAUUUCAGAGACCCACGUAUGGUGAAAUUUCAUACCCUGACUGGGGAGUUGCUCUGGGCUGGUGUAUGAUUAUUUUCUGCAUUAUUUGGAUUCCAAUUGUUGCUAUCAUAAAAAUAGUUCAGGCUGAAGGAAACAUCUUUCAACGCAUUGUAAGCUGCUGCAAACCAGCUCCUAACUGGGGUCCAUACCUGGAACAACAUCGUGGGGAGAGAUAUAAAAACAUGGUAGAGCCUAAGAAAGAGAUUGACCAUGAAAUACCUACUAUUAGUGGCAGCAGAAAACCAGAAUGAGACCUCAUUUUUAAAAAUGUUUGUUGUAUAAUGUGAUUUUAGAGUAGGGGCAAUUUUUAUUUAUUUGUAUG
This is a messenger RNA of Urocitellus parryii (Arctic ground squirrel), 2123 nucleotides long. It is a transcript of the gene Slc6a14, whose product is annotated as solute carrier family 6 member 14. Gene Ontology annotation, cellular component: plasma membrane. Gene Ontology annotation, molecular function: (R)-carnitine transmembrane transporter activity; branched-chain amino acid:sodium symporter activity; alanine transmembrane transporter activity. Lineage: Eukaryota; Metazoa; Chordata; Mammalia; Rodentia; Sciuridae. The record is from RefSeq and is a predicted model, not a curated record. Gene Ontology annotation, biological process: amino acid import across plasma membrane; sodium ion transmembrane transport; (R)-carnitine transmembrane transport.